This is a messenger RNA of Daucus carota subsp. sativus, 1264 nucleotides long. RefSeq names its product GDSL esterase/lipase At2g04570. The record is from RefSeq and is a predicted model, not a curated record. Lineage: Eukaryota; Viridiplantae; Streptophyta; Magnoliopsida; Apiales; Apiaceae. Bases 94 to 1149 code for a protein of 351 amino acids. The transcript has 3 exons. Gene Ontology annotation, molecular function: hydrolase activity, acting on ester bonds.
ACUAAGUAACAUUUCCACAACUAUAAACUCUGCUCCUCCUCCUCACUCUACUAUUAACAACAGCAAAAAAAAAACAGACAACAUAUAGCAACCAUGCAUAAGCCAAUACUGUUUCUUCUACUUGUUCACAUAAUCCUAACUUUAGUCCCUGGUGCCACAGCCAAGGUGUCGGCUAUCAUCGUUUUCGGAGACUCUUCUGUUGAUUCCGGAAACAAUAACCAACUCUCGACUCUUCUCAAGAGUAAUUUUCAGCCUUAUGGCCGCGAUUUUUAUGGUGGUAAACCUACUGGAAGGUUCUGCAAUGGUCGUAUUCCGCCUGAUUUUAUAUCCGAGGCUUUUGGACUCAAGCCUGCUGUGCCGGCCUACUUGGAUCCCAUGUACAACAUUUCGGAUUUUGUGGAUGGAGUAAAUUUUGCUUCUGCUGGUACUGGCUAUGACAGUGCUACAUCUGAUGUUCUUUCUGUGAUACCUUUCAUGAGAGAACUUGAAUACUACAAAGAGUAUCAGAGCAAACUUAAAGCUCAUGUUGGUGAUGAAAAAGCCAAAGAAAUUACAAGCGAAGCUCUGUAUCUACUGAGCUUGGGAACAAAUGAUUUUCUCGAAAAUUAUUAUACUAUGCCUGACAGAAGAAGUCAAUUCACUGUCGACAAAUAUCAAGAUUAUUUGAGUGGAAUUGCUGGAAAAUUCAUAAAAGAAUUAUACGAGCUGGGAGCUCGAAAGAUUUCUCUAGGCGGGCUUCCUCCAAUGGGCUGUUUGCCAUUGGAGAGAACUGCAGAUUUUUUCAGAGGACAAGGUGGUGAAUGUAACGAAAAUUACAACCGAGUGGCUCUGAAUUUUAAUUCCAAGUUAAGUGGUCUGGUGAAAAAUCUGAAUCAGGAGCUUUCUGGUAUCAAAGUGGUCUUGUCUAAUCCAUACAACAUCCUGAAACAAAUUGUCCACAAGCCUUCUUUAUAUGGGUUCGAAGUUGCAGGAAUUGCAUGUUGUUCAUCAGGGCUGUUUGAGAUGAGCUAUAUGUGUGACAGGCUAAAUCCAUUUACAUGCACUGAUGCAGAUAAAUACGUGUUCUGGGAUUCUUUUCAUCCUAGCCAGAAAACAAACAAAAUUGUGUCUGAUUAUGUAAUUAAGAAUGCUCUUCAUGUAUUUUUGUGAUUCCAAUGAUACUAUGUAGUAUUCAUAUCAGUACUGGGAAUAUAUAUCAUGUAUCAUUUGAGUACCCUGUUGAUUUUCUGUUAUAUUGCUGUUAAAUGUUCUGUAUUUUUCUCGA